Messenger RNA from Oncorhynchus keta (chum salmon), 764 nucleotides. RefSeq lists its product as uncharacterized. Lineage: Eukaryota; Metazoa; Chordata; Actinopteri; Salmoniformes; Salmonidae. The transcript is spliced from 3 exons. The record is from RefSeq and is a predicted model, not a curated record. Bases 90 to 764 code for a protein of 224 amino acids.
CAUAUACACUUUCUUUCUCAGGAGCCUGGGCCCAGACAGUUACCCAGAAACCUGAUGAGGUUGUGUAUAAACUGGCUCAGAAUGCCUCAAUGGACUGCCAGUUCAUCCACACUCCAGACCAGCAGGUGGCAAAGAAUCCCAUUCUCUACUGGCAUAAAAUUACAAGUUUGACCCAAAUGACAAGACUGUGGCCUGACCCAGAGUCACCGUACAAGGGUCGUGUGGAGGUUCUGGACAGUGACCGCAACUCACCGAACAGAUCUGUACUUCUGAAGAAUGUCCAGUGGGAGGAUAGCAGUGGAAAGUAUGAGUGUAAACUGUCUUAUAGGGCCGCCAAACAAGAUAAGAGGACGAAAGGGAGCGGCGUUAAGCUGUUGAUACAUGAUUCGAUGUUCUUUGGGCUUGACCCUGAGAAUAAGACCCAACUCAUGUGUGCUGUGAAUGUUUCCCGGGAUGAUGGGUUUUUCUUAUCCUUGCUACAAGACGGAUCUAAAGUAUUCCAAAAGACCAUUGAUCCUCUUCACCCCAGCAUGUCACUGUCUGUUACCCUGUCUGUGAUCCUCCCCUUGGAGAAGGGAAAGAAUUAUGAGUGUCAAAUCCACCUGGGCUCCACUAUGAUACUGAGCCAGCACUUCGAACAGCCGCUUGAGAUGCCAGUAGAGAAGGUGCUUCCUGAACCAGUUUUCCUGUUCAUGGCCAUCCUCCUGGUCCCCAUCACCGUGCUUCUGACUCUGCUCACAGCCCUUCUUGUUCUAAGCAGAUAA